AUGUUCGGUGCCUUUAGAAGAACGUCUCCCCUCUCUGGAGGUUUGCUCUGGAAAAUACCCUGGCGUCUCUCCGUCCCCCAAAAGCGCCGUCAACGCAAACGCCUCCGUCUUGUCGACAAUGUAAUAACAAUUGUUGAUGACGCCCUCAGGAAACAGAACAUGGGGUCUACAACAAAGCUGGAGAGGUGGAAAGAGGAGAUGCCGACGGAGGCCGAGAUGAGACCAAAGGAUAAAUAUACAAUGUUUGAUCGGAAGGAGAAGCGGUAUCGGAAGGGGAUUCACAGUAUGUCGACCUCUUUUGAGGAUUAUUGGACGAGGUCAAGGAUGCGACAGCUAACUGGUGGUGCUGAUAGAGCUGCCAAAGUGGACGAGGGUCAGUCAGAGGAUAAAUCCACCGGGCUUUUGAUGAGGACGGGGCUUUGGGGAGAUAGAGAGAAUGUUGUAAGGGCAGUGAUUGAAGGGCAUACAUACGGCGUUUGA
Messenger RNA from Letharia lupina, 480 nucleotides. RefSeq lists its product as uncharacterized. Lineage: Eukaryota; Fungi; Ascomycota; Lecanoromycetes; Lecanorales; Parmeliaceae. Gene Ontology annotation, molecular function: structural constituent of ribosome. The transcript is spliced from 2 exons. The record is from RefSeq and is a predicted model, not a curated record. The coding region runs from base 1 to 480 and encodes 159 amino acids. Gene Ontology annotation, cellular component: mitochondrial large ribosomal subunit.